Molecule: messenger RNA, 1146 nt
Organism: Racocetra fulgida
Lineage: Eukaryota; Fungi; Glomeromycota; Glomeromycetes; Diversisporales; Gigasporaceae
Source: the annotation of a GenBank genome assembly
AUGAACGUACUAGCCAAUAACCCCGAAAAUAAUACUCUUGUUCCCCAACAAAAACUCAAGCCAGAUGAAGACCGCAAAGACUAUCUAUCUAACUACUACCAAGAGAAUAAGGCUAAGUUAAAUACUCGGAAGAAAGAACUGCGACGCUUAGCCAAAGAAAAAAUAAAACCUGUUGAGACAAGCGAACCCAAAUUUGUUGAGACAAAAGAAAAUGUUGAGACAGUUGAGACAGAUUUAUUAGUUGAGACAAAAAAAGAACCGGAAAUAAUUGUUGAGACAACAAGAGACAAUGUUGAGACAUUAAAGGUUAGCCGUGUUGAGACAUUUGUCAAACUUCCUAAUGUUGAGACACAGAAGAAAGAAAUUCAACCCGCUUCUAGCCAAAAACAACAAAUUCCGGUAAAAGAUGAAGCGGGAAAAGUUUUGUAUGAAGUUGGGGAAAAACCUAUAAUUAACCUAAUUAAACAAAAUGAACGUACUAAAAAAGGCGAGGAAAAAGAAACCCUUAACUAUUCUUCCCACCCAACAACUAGUCCAGCAAGUUUGAGACUACGCUCUAGCUCGUCCCAAAAAGAAAGGAGAACGGAAGAAAGAAAUCUUAGAAUCGAGGCUAUUGCUUUUAAUCUUAGUCUAGUUCACCCUGAACCAGAAUAUAAGCAUUUAUAUUUAUUACGAGGAAAAGGGAAAUUGCGUAUUCCGGCUCGCACUGAAUUAGCUCCUCAUACUUUACGGAGAUGUUUUGCCACCUAUAAUACCUUAGCCGGUAUGCCCCUCAAUAUUUUACAACGAAUAUUAGGACACAGUAAAAUUUCUACUACGGCUUUGUAUAUUAAGGAUAGUGAUUUAAGUAAUUUGGACCUAUCUCUCUUUGUGCGAGCAGUAGCAAAUGGUCUAUUAAACAAAGACGAAGAUAAUGGCAAUCCUUUUAAUUACAAAUUUGUCCAGUUAGAAAUUAACCAAGAUUUACUUGACCACUUAUGCCAGAUUGUGGCUGAGAGUUUUCAAGAGGCCCAAUCAUUAGGAUGCGUACCAAAUCACCGAGAAGUUAAAGAGGAAAGGUUGUUGAUUGAAAUGGCUACCGCUGAGAAUGAGGAAACGGCUCAAGAAUUAAUUAAAGAAAAAAUUGUCCACGAAAUAGUGUUAUAA